This is a messenger RNA of Stegastes partitus (bicolor damselfish), 2756 nucleotides long. It is a transcript of the gene arhgap19, whose product is annotated as Rho GTPase activating protein 19. Bases 4 to 1413 code for a protein of 469 amino acids. Gene Ontology annotation, molecular function: GTPase activator activity. NCBI's taxonomy places the organism in Eukaryota, Metazoa, Chordata, Actinopteri, Pomacentridae. The record is from RefSeq and is a predicted model, not a curated record. Gene Ontology annotation, biological process: signal transduction; regulation of small GTPase mediated signal transduction. The transcript is spliced from 11 exons. Gene Ontology annotation, cellular component: cytoplasm.
AAGAUGGCGACUGAAAAGGAUCCCCAAAACUUUCACAAAUUGGACAGAAGGUGGACAAAAUGCAGUGUGUUUAUCAGUCAGGAAAAGCCAAACACAACCCAGCCUGUGAUCUUCAACCCGGACUUCUUUGUGGAGAGGUUGAGACACGAACAUCCACAGGCCUUCGCGGAUCUGAUACUGAGCAAUAUCACUCGACUCAUAGAUCUUCCUGGGGAUGAGUUUGCCCAGCUCACGGGAGAGUCGGAGCCGAGAAUACCAUCCUCCAGUAGCUUCCUGCGGUCCUUCAACUUUCUCAAACGGAAAGACAAAGGAGUAGUUUUUGGUGCCCCGUUAACCGAAGAAGGAAUAGCACAGAUCUACCAGCUCAUUGAAUACCUGAGCAAAAACCUUCACGUAGAGGGGUUGUUUCGUGUGCCAGGCCACAGCUUAAGGCAGGCAGCCCUAAGGGAGAUGCUGAACACUGGAGCAGAGAUAGAUCUAGAGACAGGCGACUUCCACCCCAAUGAUGCGGCGACAUUGCUCAAAGCCUACCUGGGAGAGCUGCCAGAGCCUCUGCUCACGCACAGACACUAUCGUGCUCACCUGAAGAUUAGAGAGUUGGCUCGCUUCGAUGAUAAAGGGGAUAAAACAAAUGUGCCAGAUAAGGAACGACAGAUUGAGGCAUUCCAGCUGCUUUUUAUGCUGCUUCCACCGGCCAACCGCAGUUUGUUGAAGCUGCUGCUGGACUUACUGUACCACACUGCCCGCAAUCAGCACGUCAACAAGAUGUCUGCUAUCAAUUUAGCCACAAUGUUUGCUCCACACAUCAUCUGGCCCAAAAAUGUGACGGCAAGUGAUCUUCAGGGGAACUUAGAGAAACUGAACAAUGGUGUCGCGUUUCUCAUCAGGCAUUCACAAAAACUGUUCAAGGCACCCGUGUAUAUCAAAGAAUAUGCUCGCUUAUACUUCACAGGAUCAAAAACCCUUCAGUCAAAUGAUGACUUGAGUCUCUAUUCUGGGAUCAAAGAUGAACCUAUAGCUGCUGCGACAGCUGCUUCCCCUUCUCCCUCCAUGAGAACAAUCACAAGUGAGGCGAGCAGCACCUGCACCAGCAGUUCGUCUGACACUCAGAGUUAUACUGAAUCUGCCCUCAGAGAGCUGUACCAGCAGGUCAACAACAUGCCGGAGUCUGCCAAAAAAAAGAAACUCAUCAAACAGUUUGAAAAGCAGCCUGCGCUGACACCUUCGGCUGACUCUCGGACACCAUUUAGCAGGAAACACUGGCGUUCGCGCUCCUUGGGUGGAAUUAUCAAGAGGAAGGUGCUGGGAAGCCAAAUAUUAACGGAGAAAGAAAACAGCAGACUUCAGAAUCCUCCACCCAGCUGUUCAAAUGAUGGACAGGGAAGAGAAGGCACCACCUGUGGAGCUGAAUAAUUGUCUUUAAAAGAACAUGCUCCACACAACUGGGAAACAGCAGUAUGACUUUUAUGUAAAAGGACCAUCGUGAGACUUCAAGCGUAUUGCACUGUACAGUUUUGUUUAGUUUCGUUGACACAAUGUUAAAAAUGUGUUUGUUAAUUUUGUCUUCUAGGCUUUUUAUCUCAAAGUUUAAGACACAAGUUAGUCAGACAACCAAAUCAAUCAAGUAUAGUGCAUUUUUCUAAAGAUAAGGGACAUAAAUGGAGUUAAUAGACAACAGUUAGCGUGUGGACAUACUUCAUUUCACCUUAUUUCAAUUGGACAAUUUUCUUCCCUAUUUUUCAAGAGCUCCCUCUUUAUUUCUUGUUCACUGAUGGAGCUCUUUACUAUGCAAGAGGCAUGCAUUUGCAUCAGUGAAUGUUGGGGUAUUUAGCUUUAUUACUGAUUGAAAUGCAUUUAUUUAAUUUGCAAAGCUUAUCGUAUUUAUUUUUCACUUGUCUUCUGGAUGUUUUAAUGGUCUUCAAGCCCUGAAUCUAGCGCAUCCGAUGUAGUGACAAAGUGUGAUAUGCAGGUUUUUCUAUUUAAAUAUUAAAUUUGCGUGUAAGCUUUAGUAAGUUUAGAUUGCUCAAUGUCGACCAAAAUGAGGAAUUCAGAGAUGUGCCUUAAAGUGAAUAUAUCUUAAGUUACUGUAUAAUUGAAGCUUUAUUUACCAUAAUUAUUUGUCCUUCCCGAAUAUGCUGAAAUGUUUUGAAAGAAUUGACUCAUGUCAGUAAAUACUAAGAAAGUGAAGAACAGAGGCAGAGAGAGACGAGUAAAAGACCAAAACUUGUUUACAUUGUAUGCAUAUUUUUGUCUUUGUUUCCACUUCAGUGCAGAUAUUGGGUGUCAACACUGUGAUACUUUAAACUACUGCUUCUUUAAACUAUAUUGUGAUUUUCUUAGAUUCCUAUAGUUUUUCUCAGGCUAAGUUUGAACUCUUUUGCAACGUAUGUACACAAUUUAAUAGCUUUAGAUGUGCUUUUAUCUUUACAGUUAUUGUGCAAAAUUUUAUUGGUUUUUUUUAUACAUAUGUUUUUAAAAUCAGCUUUUAAUAGGUGGCUGAAUGCAAACAAAGAUGAAUCUUUUUGACUUCUGUUGUGACUGUUACUCCAAGUGUUUUAUGGGAGAGUUUUAGCCAAUGCCACUUUUUAAACCACCUUGUUGUCUUACUCUUUCAGUAACACACCGCAAAGCUGUUACAAUUUACCUGUAAUGUGACUAAUUGCUAUAUGGUUUCCUUCACUGACCAUGUGAACAGAUUAUAUUGGCGCUACUGUGAAGCUAUGCAACUCACUGUAAUUAAAAGACAUCAAGCUGCA